AUGAGUUCGAAAAUUUUUUUUCUAGCUUUGUGGAUCUAUCUCUUGAUCAUUGUUAGUGUUUCUCGGUCCACCAGCAUUAACAGUAUACUCAAAAGCAAAGCCUUGCAAGAUUUCAACCGAAACCUGAACCCUGCUAUUUUGCGAAGUGUGGACGCCGGGGCCCAAAUGGCUAUGGACCUGUGCAGAGACGUCUUCAAAUGGGAGCGCUGGAACUGCCCACCGUCCGCUUUUUCCAAACAAAUGAAUCAACAACCAACUAGAGAAAAAGCCUACGUAGAUGCCAUUUUAGCAGCUGGAAUCAUCUACUCCAUCACUAAAGACUGUUCAGAAGGAGUGAUUGAAGAGUGCGGCUGUAACUCCAAUCUAAAACGAGAAAUUGAAGAAAACGCUAUCAUUACGUCGUACUUAUUUCCAUCAAAGCUACAAAUGGAAAGAGACUGGGCUUGGGGUGGGUGCUCAGAUGACUCCAGUUUCGGCGAAAACUUAGUCCUCAAACUACUAGACAAAAACGAAAAGUCUGGGGAUCCUCAAAGCUUCGUCAGCCGCCACAAUAAUCGAAUCGGAAGAGAGAUCAUUCGGGAGAAAAUGAUGAAGAGUUGUCAGUGCCAUGGGGUCUCUGGAAGCUGCUCUUUCCAGACGUGCUGGAUGAAAAUGCCCACUUUUCCACAAAUCGCGAAACAGCUAAAAGAGCGCUACGACAGAGCGAUGUUUAUCAGCUACGAAAAGAUCGGCGUAGGUGUGGCUCUGGGGAAUUCGGCCAGGCAGACGCUUUUCGAAACAGACAUCAAAAUUCUAUCCAAGGGUAACCUGCUUUAUUUGGAGAAGUCGCCGAAUUACUGCUUCGAAGAUAUCGCAAGUGGGUGGCCUGGAACCCUCGGACGAACUUGUUCUAAAACUACUAACAAGGCAGCUUCCAUUUCCGAGAGGAGAAGCUGCAGACAUUUAUGUCGGAGUUGUGGGUUUAAGGCCCGCAAACAGCAGAAGCAAGUGACUCGGAUGUGUAACUGCAAGUUUACUUUUUGUUGCGAGGUGAAGUGCGACGUUUGCGUAGAAAUGGUUAACGAACACUAUUGUCACUAA
Molecule: messenger RNA, 1080 nt
Organism: Zophobas morio
Lineage: Eukaryota; Metazoa; Arthropoda; Insecta; Coleoptera; Tenebrionidae
Product: protein Wnt-8a-like
Exons: 4
Coding region: 1-1080 (359 amino acids)
Biological process (GO): canonical Wnt signaling pathway; multicellular organism development; cell fate commitment
Cellular component (GO): extracellular region
Molecular function (GO): frizzled binding; cytokine activity
Source: RefSeq, a predicted model, not a curated record